This is a messenger RNA of Penicillium maclennaniae, 591 nucleotides long. RefSeq lists its product as uncharacterized. The transcript is spliced from 6 exons. The record is from RefSeq and is a predicted model, not a curated record. The coding region runs from base 1 to 591 and encodes 196 amino acids. NCBI's taxonomy places the organism in Eukaryota, Fungi, Ascomycota, Eurotiomycetes, Eurotiales, Aspergillaceae.
AUGCGCCUACCUAUGUGGAAUCAGGUGCGCUCUGUAUCUACAUUGGAGGGGAACCCUCACAUUUUUGUGUUCCCCAAUGCUGGCCCAGGCGACUCUCAUAUCCUCUCGCUCCUACCAUCCGAACCUGUCAAUGCAGAUCUUGCCAUAGGAGUAACUUCUAAACUGCCACCUACCCCAGAUUCAGUCAGAGAGAACCCCAAGUUCCUCACCAUCCUCCAGGAAGUCUGUUCGAAGCACGCGCACGAGGACCCCGAUGCCCAGUCUCAAGCACAGCGUGCGAAGAGACGGCGCGCUGAGGUAGGCGACUCAGCCGGCGGUGCCAGUGGCCAGGGUGGUGCGGGAUCCGCUGGUCGUGGUGGCUGGAUUCAUAUUUCAGACAAUAGGCGGCCACCUGAGUAUGGAAGGAUUGCUUGGCCAGAGGACAUUUUUGGAAGUCUUGAAGUCGAUGGCCACGGUCAAUUCGUUGGUGAAAAUGGGAACUAUCAGUCCAGUGGUACUUACAGACUCGUGACUCGGGAGGGAAUCUUGGGACUGAGUCCCUUCCUCAAAGAAAAGCUUGUGCAAAGGUUGCGAGAACUUGAGAAACAGUAA